AAUCUUUAUAAACUCUCAAUCUAACGACUAAUCAAAUUAUAUCGAUUUAAGUAAUGACCUGGAGGCAGGUUGUAGGGCGAUUUCUAUCAGAGCGGUACUUUUACUGGCGCCCUUUCGGAGACAAAGAAUUUGUCCGCGGCGAUAGCGACUCGUGAUCAGUAAAGACACACUCGUGUUGCCAACUGCAGGUCUGGCGGGAUGGUGGGGAGGAAAACGACAUUGUAAAGCCCGACUGGUGAGGCAUGUUCCUUACUCCUUACAUUCAGCCGCGUUCAGCUGUAUGUAAGUACGCGGACAAGAUCUAGCCAGCUGCGGCCUUCUUCGACCUUCCCCCCACCAGGCCGGAAUCGAGCCUUCUGGCCAGCUACACGAACCGGUACGCCAGCGUUCUAACAAGGAACAUCCGCGAAGACUCCGCCUUCGAUCUUCGUGAGACGCUAUCUCGUCAGGACAGUCGAAAACGGGCCACCUUUGCAAUACCUCGUCUCUUUGCGCUUUUAUGGUAUGUUGAUGAUAGUAAAAUGAAAACUUCAUUUUGUUACGUGAAGUAGAGUGUAGUAAUAGGACCAUAUAACGGAUAUGAAAGUAAAUAAAUCGCGAAAAAGACAAUAUACAGUUGGAACAAAUGAGCCACGUGCGAAUCUCAAUUUACUUCAUGAUAAUGUCAUAAGGGACCUGUAACCUAUUUUCACAUAAAAAUAUAACAAACAUCCAAUGUAACACAGAAGAAAAAUUGCUUUUUCAUGUUAAAAAACAGACUUUAUAAUUUUGGACGUUUUAUUUCGAACGUAUAAUAUGUCGUCAUAUAAAAAUAGCAAUAAACAUGUCAGCAAACGCAGAACAAGCAACGCCAAAUCGUUGCUAUUGCAAGACUCAAGAUGGAGAAAAUAGUUUAAAUAAGAUUGCAGAAAUUGUAACUGUUGUAAAUUUUAAAGUACAAAAAUUACGAGACGAGGUCAGCGCUCUUAAAAAUGUCAGUCUUGAUAAAGAAAAAAAGUUGUUUCAGAAAACUGAAACUGCUUGCAGACAUUCUUCUUGUUGCAGAAGUGAAUUUGACAUUUCCUCAAAUAAUGUAGAAUAUGAUAAAGUUACUGAUACAGAAAAUUCAAAGGUUCUUGCAAGUCUCAUUAAAAAUAAUUCGAUAAAUGAUUAUAUGACAGAAUAUACGAGAAUUGAUGAUAGGACGUCGAACCAUGUAAAAGACACAAAUAAUGUUUGUACGAACGAAAAAUUGCAAGUAACAGAUUGUAAGCCUAUUGUACGGAAGAGAAGAAAGAAGAAAAUUUCUCACGGAGUUCAGUGUGACUUAAGAAUGGAAUGUAAAAGGAAACGAAACUUUUUAAAUUGUUUCGUAACAGAAUCGCAUACUGAGGUACAUAAUCUGAGAUUGAAUAAGAAAAUGAAAUUUUCAUCCAAGAGUAAUAUUCACACAAUUUUUGAUCCCGAUGUAGAAAGGGUGAAAUUUAAAAAUAUGAAAGAACAGAAAAAUGAUCAAAUUUUUCAAUUAGACACUUACGCACAUGGCGAAGACAAUGCAGUUCGAGGAAAGGGCAGUCAGAUGAGUAAAUUAAUUAAAAAUGAACCUAAAAAGGAAAUAUCGCGAGAAAUCAAAAUGAUGGAAAACGAAUUGACCGAAUAUAAAGCGGACCUACCGGAAGGUAUGGGAGGUGAACGUGAAUCAUUCAAACAUUCGAUGACAAGUCGAAUGAGUGGUGGUGCAGAAAUUCGUGGGAACUACCUAAUUUCCGACUUCCAUAACAAAAUUCAAAAGAUUAAUUUAUACAAGAACGUAAAAUUUGAUGCAAUGAAUGUAAAAAGAAGAUUGGAUGCCUGUAUAAACGAAUUGAAUGGAAUAAUUGAAGACGUUUCUUUAAUUUUACCAGAUAUGAAUGUCCCGAAAAAAUUGCAAAAGUGAAAUAUAAAAAAUGUUCGAAUAAUGAAACAGAAGAUUUUUCAUUUUAAUAUCAUUUUCAGAUGAAGGCAUAAUAUUGAUUG
Molecule: messenger RNA, 1995 nt
Organism: Bombus pyrosoma
Lineage: Eukaryota; Metazoa; Arthropoda; Insecta; Hymenoptera; Apidae
Exons: 3
Coding region: 824-1915 (363 amino acids)
Source: RefSeq, a predicted model, not a curated record